AUGACCAGGAGCUUGAAGCAAGUGACCGUGCUGCUUGUAGCACUGUUGUGCCUGGAUCCUCACGGGCGCGUGGGCUCCGCACCCAUCUGCACGCAUGGGCCAACAGCGUGCCACGUUCCAUCUCUGGCAGAUCUCUUCGACAGGGUCAUUCAGCACUCUGCCAGAAUGCACAGCGUCUCCAACGAUCUGCAUUCAGAGUUUGAACAGUAUUUCCUGCCCAGCAAAAACCAUAUAGGGAAGAUUUAUCGCAAAUGUCACACAUCUAAUAUACUGACUCCAAAUGGCAAAGAAAAUGCACAAAAACUAGCACGUGAGGAGUUGACAGAAGUGAUUCUAAAAUUGCUGAUGGCAUGGAGGGACCCUUUGUUCCAGCUCCAUCAAAGCAUGGCUCAUCAACAAGAUUUCAACAGCUUCAGCAGCAACAAAGCCCUGGAGAUGGGUGACAUGGCUCACGAGCUGAGGAAAGGAGUAGAGAAAAUAGCUGAAAAGAUGAGGGUGCUAGGAAUGCUGGGUAAUUCCGUCCCAGCCCUAUCCUCACGGGAAGCAAUGCUUCCUGUGUCUGAAAGCGAAGAAGCCAUGAGCGACUACGAACUCCUCUACUGCUUUCGUCGUGACUCUAACAAAGUCCAGAACUAUCUAAAGAUCCUUAAGUGCAGGAUCGUACCGGAGCACGACUGUUAG
This is a messenger RNA of Triplophysa dalaica, 681 nucleotides long. RefSeq names its product prolactin 2 (gene prl2). The record is from RefSeq and is a predicted model, not a curated record. The transcript has 5 exons. Gene Ontology annotation, cellular component: extracellular region. Gene Ontology annotation, biological process: response to nutrient levels; positive regulation of receptor signaling pathway via JAK-STAT. Lineage: Eukaryota; Metazoa; Chordata; Actinopteri; Cypriniformes; Nemacheilidae. The coding region runs from base 1 to 681 and encodes 226 amino acids. Gene Ontology annotation, molecular function: hormone activity.